AAUAAAUUGAGUAUUUUUAAACUCCUCAAGUUAUUUAUUAUUUGAAAAUGUCAAAACGAAAAUUGAAGAAAUUAAAUUCUUUUCUGAAUAAAUUGCACAUCGAUUUAUACAUUCUAGCUAAUACUAUGUAAUAAGUCUAUUAUUAUACGUGUAUAUACAUUCUCAUACAUACUAAUGACAUUGGUAAUAAUGAUGAUCAUGAUUUACAAUGGUGAUAAAGCAAUUCCUUGAUUCAAAUGUCACAUAGUGAAAAUAACUGUAUGAAUACACAUAUCAGUGACUUGGUGAUUACAGUAAAUAAAAAUUAACGUCAGAGUUUAAGAAAAAUUUCUAAAAUGGCUUUUUGUAACAAAUAUUUUAUUAUUUUUAUGGCAAUUUAUUUUAUGGCUGUGAUUCAAAAGACUUAUUCGCAAACAGUUUGGCUUGAUAUAGAUACAGGUAAAAUUGUUGGAGUCUCACCACCUAAAGGAACACAAAAUCAACCACAAUAUCCUCAACAAAAUUAUGGACCAUAUAGAAGACAUGACAAUGGUAGAAGUCACAAUAUUUAUAAUGAAAAUUACAAUAAUGGAAUGAGGUAUCCGCAACAAACAGGAAAUAAUUACAUGAGAGAUGAUCCUAGAUUUGGGAAAACCCUCACUACUGAAUGGGUAUGCAGAAGCAGUAAAACUGGAGACACAAUGGUAAUUGAUAAUGAAAUAAUGGUUUCCAAAUUUCCUGAGCAAUUACAACCAAAUUACAAUCAACAGCAGGAAUAUGAUCGCAAUCCCUGGUUGAAUAAUCAGAACAAUAAUAAUAAUAAUAAUGACCAUAAUUAUCAAAAACAACCACAAACAACCACCCAACGUAAUUGGAGUAUCGAUAGGGAUAGCGUGACCAACAACUACAAUCCUACAAUUACUCCAAAAUUAACUACUAUUUCCCAACCGGAAACAUUGCCUCCAAUUAUUUCAACUACUAAAAAACCUUUUCCUUCUUUAGAUAAUAUUGAUUGGACAAAAUAUAUAGAAGAUACUACUAAGGCAGGAGGAUCAACACCAACAAGUUUGGAUCGAGCUGUCAAUGGUGAAGGUGUUAUAUCACCAAGACAAGCUACUUUCGAUUAAAGUACAAGAUAAAAAAUAAUUUAUAAAAGAAUAUAACUAUUUUUUUCGUGAAUUAAUAAUAAUAUGAUUAUUAAAACAAAAAAUUUCUUUGAUCAUUGUAUUAGUAAGUAUUUAUUAAACUCAUUACAUAUUUAAUAAUUAUGUAGUGAAUAAUUAAUAAAAUUCUUACAAAUUAAUUAUCACGCAUUCGAAUUCAUAUACGCAUGACAUACUAAAUUAUUAUUUCUAUUAUUAUGAACCUUAUUUCACAAGAAUUUUCAAUAAACUAUUUAUACGCAUUACUUGAUAAUUUUUU
Molecule: messenger RNA, 1401 nt
Organism: Chelonus insularis
Lineage: Eukaryota; Metazoa; Arthropoda; Insecta; Hymenoptera; Braconidae
Product: GATA zinc finger domain-containing protein 14-like
Exons: 2
Coding region: 336-1106 (256 amino acids)
Source: RefSeq, a predicted model, not a curated record